GACGCAUACCACAUCAUUGUCGCAAGAUGCGAUUGUUCUGCCCAAAGACCAGUCAAAAUGCUCGUCGAAACAGAAGCUGCAUCCCCUCGCUUUGUUUCUCCAAAGGGGCACUGGAGUCAUUUGACAAUGAGAUCGAGCUUACCGAAGAUCCAGAAGCGCGAAAGGACAUGACGUCGAUGACGCCUCAGGUCACGCCGGGUGAUGCGACCGGAGAACGACAAUUACCUGUGAAAGAUCACUGCAGUACUAUCGAGGCCGCUAUGCAUGUACAAACGCAGAUGUCAUCUCUAAAGUUAGAUGACGACAUCCUCGAUGCAGCCCUAUUCUCUGAUGCAGAAUUCAUUCCUUUAACCAUGCCCCAGACCUUUGCAGAUGCAUCUCCCCGGCCAGAGUUUACGCCAUUUACGGUGCCUCACCUGUGCGCAUCCUCACCAUAUGAUUAUGAAGGACUCUGGACGUAUCCUCGACGCUGCGGCUGGAUCAUUCAUGCUAAGGAUACUAUGUGCCACGUUCUAUGUCCGCCGGGAACGUGUAACCAAGGGAGGAAUAUGUUUGAAACCAGAUCCAGGGAGCCUACACCAUUGAUGCUUUCACGCGUGGAUAACACACCUAUUCUCCCCAGCGAUAAGGCGGCUUUCUUACAGGCAUGGCUAUUCUUCGGCGUGCUUCAUGAAGUAUCGUCGCUUUGCGGGCUCAAAUUUGACCUAAAGGAGUUCGUGAGCACGGGGGAUGUCACAGUUUCUACGGCAAGGCUCAACGGACUACCGAGACGAUGGUUCGUGGCUGCAAAGCAGAAAAAUCGUCUUGGCGAUAAGCCGACCAUGGAACAGAUAUUGCGGAUUGCGAGACAAGCUCGCAUGAUGCUGACGCAAGAAAUUAACGACGAUACCGGUUUGACCAACAGAUUCAAAUAUACCUAUUCCGAAUGCCGGUUAUUGCAUUCUCUCGAUAUCGUCGUUCGUAUAGUGGGUUUGUAUCUAUUAGUCAACACAUACCUGCCUGGGUUCCGGACUACAGGAAAGGAGGGGUGGGCACAGCAACGGGUUCUGCGGUCUUUGGAGGCGGACGACAUAGAAGGAAUGGAUCAGCUCUCCAAUUAUGCUUUGGACGAGCUUGCCGACAAAGGCUGGUGCGAAAGUGAGAUAAGCCUGUUUGCGCCAGAUGAGCUGGCUUUCGCAGCCCUGCUGGAUCGACCAAGAAUCAGAGAUCACUCUGCCUGUGGCGACCAGAUCUGUGGGGCGUACCAAACAGACGAAGCGACGUACAAGACAAGACAUGUGCACCACAGCUGUGACUGCGAAUUUAUUGGUAUUGGAACUGAUGUACUGGUCGAUGCCCUGCAUGACGGAAGGAUACCUAAAGUGAUUGUAACGGAAAAUCUGGAACUCAAAGUUGUCGCAGAUAAUGGUUAUCCUUAUAUUGCAUUGUCGCACGUUUGGGCGGAUGGUCUUGGAAAUCCCAAAGCGAACGCACUUCCAAAAUGCGAGCUUCAGCGAUUACGAGAUUAUGUAAAUGCCUUAUCCCAGAUUCAAGAUCCCGAGUUGAAGAAGUCUUCAGGGCCUUCACCCGUCGCCUUUUGGAUGGACACCCUUUGUAUACCUGUGGACGCGAGUGCAAGGCAGUACCGCAAGAAGGCAAUUCAGCUUCUAGGAAAAACAUUUCACGAGGCGAAUGCUGUCUUGGUGUUAGACCAUGAACUCACAAUUGCGGAAUGCCUCACAACGUCCUUUUUGGAGCUGGGAACGCGCAUCCUUUGCAGCGGCUGGAUGAAACGUCUAUGGACGCUGCAGGAAGCGACGUUAGCAAGUGAAUCACAUGGCGUAGAGAAAAUCUACUUUCAAAUGCGCGACGGUCCGUUCCUGUAUCAAAAAUACGGCUGGGACAGGAAGUUGGGUUGAGGUCUUGACCAGGAUACGACGGAAAUCCAAGCAGAGGAGCGAACUCUCCUCUUGGAAAGGGGUGUCAUGCUGUUGUUAGGCAGUCAGAUGCCGUCAAUCCGCGGUAUGAGGGAGAUGCGCCCGCGAUGGUCCCCAUUUCAAGUCAUCUACUCCGCUUUGGAGCAUAGAACAACUAGUAGGGUGGAAGACGUGCCUCUAUGCAUAACGUCUUUGGUGGGAAAAGAUGUCACUGCCGUUCUUUCUGCUACAACUGCGGAAGAUCGUAUGGCCCAAUUUUACAUACUCAUGCGAGAGAUACCAAUGGGAAUUCUAUGGUCCGAACGACCAACAAAGCUCAGUCUCAGCCCUUUCCGUUGGGCUCCAUUCUCUAUCAAUGCGUGCAAAGAGACAACUUACAUGGGUUGGGAAGACGGAGUUUGUGACGCAUAUGGCCUUCAUGUACGGGUUGGAGGGUUCAUCUUUCACAAAGAAGAUAUUGGGAUGCACAUAGAGAAAAGCCGUGAUACAGGAGCUGUUACUAUACCCUGGAUUUUCGCCAUUGAUCUUGAACAGCCGCAAGAAACCUGUCUCGUUCGCCCAACCAGGCGGUCGCAAAUGAUGACCGUACAACAGGACAUGGCUCUGUUGAUAAGACCGGAUGAUAAGCACAAUGGAGAUCCUAAUGGGACCGUGGUGGUGGUAGAGGGAACUGUAGAAUAUGAUGAUGAAAAGGACGGGAGCAAGUCAGUGGAGUUUGUUUGCAGGAUUAUUGGAUACGUGGAACUACUAGGGCGUCCAAAAAAUCCCAGCUCUGAGGUCACAUUUCGAGGUAAACUGACAUCCUCAGAUCAGAGAUGGCGUGUUACUUGACUUGGAGAGCGGGGCAAGCGUAGAUAAAUUUUCUUGAAGAGUGGCCGCGCCGAUGGGUAGACUUCAAGUUCAAUUGUCAAAGUCGGACUUCUUGUAU
Messenger RNA from Somion occarium, 2844 nucleotides. The record is from the annotation of a GenBank genome assembly. NCBI's taxonomy places the organism in Eukaryota, Fungi, Basidiomycota, Agaricomycetes, Polyporales, Cerrenaceae.